Sceloporus undulatus (fence lizard) is the source of this 2939-nucleotide messenger RNA. It is a transcript of the gene WDR93, whose product is annotated as WD repeat domain 93. The record is from RefSeq and is a predicted model, not a curated record. Gene Ontology annotation, biological process: electron transport chain. Gene Ontology annotation, molecular function: protein binding. Bases 93 to 2258 code for a protein of 721 amino acids. The transcript has 18 exons. NCBI's taxonomy places the organism in Eukaryota, Metazoa, Chordata, Lepidosauria, Squamata, Phrynosomatidae.
UUUGCUGCCUCCCUUCAAAGACUCUUAAUGCUCCAGUGCUCUCUGCUCAGGCCUUCAUUUUCUCCUGCGUCAAGGUUACUGAGAAUAAAAGGAUGCCCUUGUUCCUCCGGAAGCAGCCCCCGGAGAUCCCUUCUCCCACCGAAAAGGACUGGAUUAAGAAGGACGAAGAGGAGGACGUCUUCCUCAAAGACCCCGAUGACUUCCUUGACUCUCUGCCGGAGCAUCUCCGCAUGGUCCACAAAAUAGUGACGGUCCUCUUUGACCGCGCCUGGGAAAUCAUCGAAGGGGAAAACACGCUGCAGGAGACCAAGCAGCAGAACCUGGCUCCAACGCUCUACCAUCCUUCGGAAGAGUUGCAGGUCACAGGAAAGGCAAACUGCCUGGUGCUCUCAGGGGGAUAUAUCUUCGCUGGGCUUUCUACCGGACUUUCCAUCUUCAGUGCAUCCACACGCGAGAGGCUUUGCGCUUGGGAAUCAGCCAAGCUUGAAAUUUGCACCAUCCAGGUCUCAGCCCUUGGUGGCGGCUCCUACCUCUUUGGGGCAGUUGAUGAGCUGGGUACUGCCCAUCUUUUUUAUUUUAUGAAGGAGAACCUCGUUCAUAUAAAAGCCAUAAAUGAAGUGGAAGAUAUCAGCAAGCGAAAUGCAUGUGUGGUCUUGCAGCUCUCUCAACGGGCUGAUUAUGCUGGGUUCCUGCUGCAAAGCAGCUCAGAGGUUUGGCUGGAGAUUUACCGAUUGCCUAAGGAUUCCUGGCUGAAGGAGAUGGAACAAAUUCAAGCAGUGGCAGUUAUAUCUCCAGGUCAGUCUCCAGGUUCUGGAGGCGAGAAUGAAAAGCUCAAGGAAGUGGAAGUCAGCCAUUCACCUCUGCCAGAGAAGACUGGAGCAAAAGCAGGAAAACGCCGUUCCCCCAAGCAGAAGAGUUUGGAUAUCCAACCUCAAGUUACUGAAGAGAUGGAUUUGCAACAACUCCUAAGCAGAAUUGAAUCUAGACUCGCUCCUCCUGUUCUGCUCAUGAAGCUCAGGCCACAGAAGCCACUUUCAGGAAGCAUCUUUAAGAAUCCUUUUGAAGCCUUAAUGAAGAUCGAUGAUGGGAGUAUUAUUGGCUUGGGAUACAACCAUAUGAUCAAGGACUGCCAAUGGGAGCGACAGGAAGCCAUUUUUAACAGUACUUUCCAGCAGUAUCUGGAGACAGAGGAUGAUCUAGAGCCCAAAGAGGAGAAACCCAGCAAUGCUAUGUUUCAUUUUCACUUGCCUGGUCGCAUCUUGCCUCUUGGUACUGAAAUCAAAGCUGAGCCAGAUGUGCCCAUCGCACUCAGUGUUCAUUGGAGCAGUAGUCACAAUCUCUGCUUUUAUCUUCUCAGUCGCCCACCAAAGGAGAAAGCAGAUUCUGAUCCAAAACCAGACAUCGUUUGGCCAUGUGCUGCUCCAAUUACAUGUUCGGCUAUCACACCUUGCUCUUCUUACCUGGCUUUUGCCUGUGAAGACAGAACCGUUACUGUCUGGGAUAUGUCUAUUGGAUUCCCAUUGUCUGUGACUGUGCUUCCCGAAGAGUGUGUUAUACGAAACCUCCAGUUCAUGCCUCUUUCUCCAACAUCCAACAAGAAAUUACCUUGCCCUAGUAAUACCAAAGUGCAGCUUCUGUUAUUGUGUACGGAUGGGUCUCUACACAUGAUCACAUCAGGGGCCAAAGAAUUGAACACCAAAUUGUCGGGAUACAGGCCUCAGGUUCCCAGUCAGAUGAUCAGUGCUGUGGCGACCAUUCCAACCUUGCCUGAUGUAGUGCUCAUUUUCUCCUGGGAUGGCAUGGUCAGCUUGAUGGACAUGACUACGCAAGAAAACAUUUGCCAUUUCAUCCCACCACCUGCAUAUAAAACAGCUUCUCCGUGGCAGCCAGUUUUUUCUGUGGAUAGUGAUGGCCAAGGCCUGAUCCUCCAAGGGGAUGCACAGUCUGGGAAUGUUAAGGGAGAAACAGAACCCAUCUUCCUAUUUAACUUCACAUUCUAUCCAUUGAUGGAGGAGACUUUUGCACUGAAAGUUGAAUAUCCACCUGACAACUUAGCAGAUCUGCCAUGGGACCAGCGCUGUGACAUUUUCCUAAAUGAUAACUUGCAGCGGCUGUCCACAAUUAGCCAACAGAUGCCUGAGUGCUGGAGCCAGCUGCAGGAGUAUGCAGCUGCCGUAACAAGAGGGAGUCCAGAAGAAGGGCCGGCACCGCAAGAGUCCAGGGUCGUUGAAGAUCCAUCGCCCAGUGGCUUAGGCUAGCAGAGUACCUCACAGUGAGUGCCUUUAUUGUGGACAACAUCUUUGCCAUUCACUUGGAUGUUUCAAAAAUCUGAGCAUAGAGAUAUUUGGUCUCAUUUCUUUUUGGAUCCAUUCAGGUAGCAUCUACUCCCUCCUAAGUCUUAACCAGCCUUCAAGAGAGGGAACAAGGUAUGAACCUAAUUGUUUCAAAGUGGGGCUGAACUAUCAUUAUCUCUGGGGACUCAAAGGGCACACCUUGCAGUUUAUAACAGAGAAAGGCAAGGAGGAGUAGAGUAGAACAGAGAAGUCUGUACCCGCAAUAUGUGAUACUACUGGACAUAGAAGAAAUGGCCUGGGUUUGUUUGUUUGUUUACUUCUUGUAUGAGACAGCUUUUCGAGAGUGGUACCAGUGGUACCUUAGAAAAUAAACCCUACUGUUAUUGCACCAGCCAAAUAAUAAAUGUUUCCAUUACAUGUUUUAUUGACAGCAUUUUUCUUUAAAAGGGCUGUAAAUGCUGUAUUGAUUUAAAAAUUGUAUUGUUUAUUGUUUUUAAAGUCUUUUGGAGUGUAUGUUCCUCAGUGUAUGUUCUUCAGUUUUCAUGUAGAUUUAUGGAUGUUUGAUUGUAAUUUUCUGAAUUGUAAUGUGUAAGCCACCUUGCGCCCCAGUCUUGGGGGAAAAGGGAGAAUAUAAAUAAAGUUAAU